Molecule: messenger RNA, 1157 nt
Organism: Nanorana parkeri
Lineage: Eukaryota; Metazoa; Chordata; Amphibia; Anura; Dicroglossidae
Product: neural retina-specific leucine zipper protein-like
Exons: 3
Coding region: 163-969 (268 amino acids)
Biological process (GO): regulation of transcription by RNA polymerase II; retinal rod cell development
Cellular component (GO): nucleus
Molecular function (GO): RNA polymerase II cis-regulatory region sequence-specific DNA binding; DNA-binding transcription factor activity, RNA polymerase II-specific
Source: RefSeq, a predicted model, not a curated record
AUUUAACCCCUGCACCCAGGGCACAGCCGGCAAAGAGGGGCAGUUGGUAGACUCAAGGGCAGGCAGAUUGGCACGUUAGGGGCAGAGCAGGCUUUGCCCAGGAUUUGCAUGGGGAUUUGUGAAAAGGGAGAACACAGGAAGAGCUGACCACAGUGUUACAGAAUGGCUCUGUCAGAUCUUCCCAGCACCCCUUUGGCGCUAGAAUACCUUAAUGACUUUGACUUAAUGAAGUUUGAGGUAAAGAGGGAGCCACCUGAACCAAGGGCUACACGCCUAGCCCCACCCCCAUCUCUAGGCUCUACUCCAUGCAGCUCAGUACCACCUUCACCCACCUUCAGUGACCCCCCUGAAUCAGCAGGACCACCUCGUCCAAGUCUGGAAGAGCUUUAUUGGAUGGCAGCUUUACAGCAACAGAUGGGUGGGGAGGGACUACCGCUAACCCCGGAAGAUGCAGUGGAGGUGCUGAUGGGAGGAGCUGCACCUACUCUACAAGGGAUGGAGGGAGGAUACAGGACUGGGGGGCAACAUCCUCACAAUACUCACCCUUCAGGUUACUUGCUAAGUCCAGAAGAUAUGAAUCAGCAGCAUCAGCUGUCUCCCCUAUCUGAACGUUUCUCCGAUGAACAGUUGGUUGGAAUGUCAGUGCGGGAGUUAAAUCGCCAGCUCCGUGGUUUCAGCAAAGAGGAGGCUUUGCGGCUAAAACAACGCAGACGCACUUUGAAAAACAGAGGGUAUGCCCAGUCCUGUCGGUACAAGCGGGUACAGCAGCGCCAUGUCCUGGAGACCGAGAAGUGUCAGCUGUCUCGCCAGCUACAGCAACUUCAACAAGAAGUGGUUCGGGUGACCCGAGAGAGGGACGGCUGGAGAGCACGAUAUGAGAAACUGAUGAAUGCUACAGGAGGGGGCACUGGGGCAGAUGUGCUGGGUACAGGGGGAGACACGGGGUCGGGAGCUGAGCUCUUCCUGUGAUUUUCCAAUGAAAAGACUGAAACCCAACUCUGAAGGUGUUACUCGCUUUUAGGAGACUGACCUGCCCCUGAAGAUAAGAUUCAUAUUAUGCAAAGCCCCUAAUGUGCAUCAUGUAGGCCCUGAAAAGAUUUACUGCCCCUCCAUUAUUUUUCAGAACUCAGAAAACAUGUAAUUGUUUUGACUUCAAC